GGAGCAGAGCGCACGCGCAGGCAGAGAGCUCGUGCCGACGAGCAGCGACGAGGAGCUGGGGCCGUAAAUUAACGCGUACGUAGGCUAAUACCACCACACCACGACCCCGCACGCCUCCGUACGGCUACUCCCGCGUACGGUAAUGCGUCCUGUCCACGGUGUAAUGUGCCCGGUAAGGAGGAGUGUGUGAGGGGAGAGCAGAAUGGGAGGGCGGCCGCUCCGUGCUCUCCCUUCCCAUCCGUCACUCCGUCUCCGGGACGCCGCCACAGAGCGCCUGCCGGUCCUCCUCUCCGCCGCCCAGCUACACUCACCUCCGGGUAAUUGUCCGACUCGUCAUUACAUAACUCGGCGUUAACUGUGUCGCUCGCUUUGUCGACUUAAUCCCCCCCAAAAAACAAACAAAAAAGACCAGGAGAGGGAGAGCCACAUCUUGUUUGGACUGGGCUGCCUUUGCUGUCGUGGACUCAAGGACCAUAAGGGUGGAAACCUGAGAUCAGCGGUGAUGAGAGAGGAUUUCACUGGUGUUCUUCCAGAAGCAUCUGGAAAGGAUAACACGGGGAUACACCCCCCCCCCUCCAGAGGACCAGAGGAUCAUUCACACCUCAGACAUUUUAGUGUUUUUAGCUUUGAGUGAUGUCUUCUAGCUUGUGUUUUUAAGUGAAAUUGGUUUAAAAUCACUGGCACUUAUACUCUCUGCCUGCUGUGAGUGGCACAAUUUGGGCUCAUAACAAGAUUUCCUCUUUGCACCAGUGGUUUUGGACAUGUUGGAUAACUGGUGCAUUCAGUAAGUGAUUAAAGGACCAGUACCACCAGUACAGAUCAGUUAUCCUGCACGGUUUCCUCGUAGCUAUGCAGUGAGGAUGUGUGCAGCCAGGUUCAGUGGCUUCCUCAAUGGCUGUGCCGAGGAGGCUGCCGGUGGUGGUGGUGCCAUAGCGGGGGCUGCCGGUCCGGUCACGGCCUCCAGGAUGCUGGACUGGACAGAGGCCGGUCCUCGCAUCCUCCGCAGCCUGGAGAUGGGGACGGUGAUGACGGUCUUCUACCAGAAGAAGUCCCAGCGGCCCGAGAGGAGAACUUUCCAGAUAAAGCAGGACACUCGGCAGAUAGUGUGGAGCCGAAGCCCUGACAAACUAGAAGGAGAGAUCGACAUAGGAGAGAUCCGGGAGCUGCGGUUGGGGAAGGGCUCCCGUGAUUUUGAGCGCUAUCCGGAGGAAGCCCGGAAGCUGGACGCCGCCCACUGCUUCAUCGUGCUGUACGGCCUGGAGUUUCGCCUCAGGACGCUCAGUGUGGCUGCCUUCAGCGAGGAGGAGGUCAACAUGUGGAUCACUGGUCUCAACUGGCUGAUGGUCGACACUCAGAGAGCGCCCGCACCACAACAGAUAGACAGGUGGCUGAGGAAACAGUUUGAAGUCAUGGACCGGAGCCACGAGGGCAGCAUCACAGUGAAGGAUGUGAAAGCUCUGCUGCCUCAGGUCAACUACAGAGUCCCCAACAUGCGCUUUCUCAAAGACAAGCUGCAGGAGGUGGAGGCCAGGAGCGAGCUGUCGUACCCCAACUUCUCGCAGCUCUACAGAACGCUGAUGUUUGACGCACAGAAGAGCAUUAUUGAGCAGCUGGAGCUCUCCUUCCCUCUGAGGAAUGUGGACAGACCAGAGCUUUGUCAGAUCUCCCUCUACGACUUCCAGAAGUUUUUACAGAUGGACCAGAAGGAGUCGUGGGCGUCGGAUCUGAGUCGUGUCAGAGAGUUCCUCACCGGGUACAUGAGGGGGGGGCCGCAGCCUGAGCCCAUGCUGCAACUGGAUGAGUUCCUUACGUUCCUGUUCUCUAAAGAGAACUCUGUGUCUGACCCUCGGCUCUCAGCUGUUGUUGCUGAGGACAUGAAAAGGCCUCUGUCUCAGUACUGGAUCUCCUCUUCACACAACACCUACCUGACAGGUGACCAGUUUUCCAGUGAAUCAUCUCUAGAAGCCUACGCCCGCUGCCUCCGGAUGGGCUGUCGCUGCAUUGAACUGGACUGCUGGGACGGACCUGACGACCUGCCCAUCAUCUACCACGGCCACACAUUAACCUCCAAGAUCAAAUUCCUGGAUGUGCUGCACACCAUCAAAGAGCACGCCUUCGUCACAUCGGAGUAUCCUGUGAUCUUGUCCAUCGAGGACCACUGCAGCGUGGUCCAGCAGAGGAACAUGGCCACGCACUUUAAGAAGGUGUUUGGAGAUCUGCUGCUCACCAAGCCUGUCGAUAACAGCGCCGAGGAGCUUCCCUCGCCCUACCAGCUCCGCAGGAAGAUCCUCAUCAAGCACAAGAAACUGGUGGAAGGCACACUUUAUGAAGAGGUGACUUCAGCCAGCUACUCUGAAAACGACAUCAGCAACUCUCUGAAGAACGGCAUCCUUUACCUGGAAGACCCCAUCGACCACACGUGGACUCCACACUAUUUUGUCCUGACCAGUAAUAAGAUUUACUACUCGGAGGAGACCUCUCACUACCAGACAGCUGAAGAAGAGGAGGACGAGGAAGGAAAAGAGGAGUGUAACAACAACGAGCAGCACUGUGCGGAGCGCUGGUUCCACGGGAAGCUGGGCGGAGGCCGCGACGGUCGACAGGUGGCCGAGAAGCUCCUGCAGGAGUACUGCGAGGGCGGGGCCAAAGACGGCACCUUCCUGGUCCGGGAGAGUGAGACGUUUGUCGGGGACUACACCCUCUCGUUCUGGCGCUCCGGUCGAGUCCAGCACUGCAGGAUCCAUUCACGCCAGGAGUCCGGCUCCACGCGCUUCUACCUGACCGACAACCUGGUGUUCGACAGCCUCUACCGCCUCAUCUGCCACUACCGAGACACGCCGCUGCGCUGCAACGAGUUUGAGAUGAGGCUGGGCAGCCCCGUGCCUCAGCCCAACGCACACGAGAGCCGAGACUUUGUGUUCUCCAGGUGGUACCACUCCAGUCUGUCCCGUGUUCAGGCUGAACACAUGCUGAUGCGCGUCCCCCGAGACGGAGCUUUCUUGGUGCGAAAACGCAGCGAACACAACUCCUACGCCAUCUCCUUCAGGGCGGAGGGGAAGAUCAAACACUGUCGUAUCCAGCAGGAGGGCCGUCUCUUCAUGUUGGGCAGCUCGGCCGAGUUUGAGAGUCUCGUCGAUCUCGUCAGCUACUACGAGAAGCAACCUCUGUACCGCAAGAUGAGGCUCCGCUACCCAAUCAACGAGGACACUCUGGACCGCAUGGGCACCACGGAGCUUGACUACGGGGCGCUGUAUGAGGUCCGCACGCCUCACUUCUACGUGGAGGCCAAUAAGAUGCCCUCCGCUCGGUGUACUGUCAAAGCUCUGUACGACUAUCGAGCUCAGAGGGAAGACGAGCUCUGUUUCCCCAAACAGGCGCUCAUCCUCAACGUAGAUAAGCAGGAGGGCGGCUGGUGGCGAGGUGACUACGGAGGGAAGAAACAGCUGUGGUUUCCUGCAAACUAUGUGGACGAGGUUCACAGUUCUCCCACCACAGAGCUGGACGAAGCGUCUACAGAGAACAGUCCUCUUGGAACAUUCCUUAAGGGCUUCAUUGAUGUACCCACCUGCCAUGUCGUGGUGCAUAAGGACGGGAAGAAUUCUCGUCCCUAUGUGUUCACCAUCCACUCCCAGCAGCUGUCGUCUCACCCGGUUCAGACUCUGGACGUUGCAGCCGACAGUCUGGAGGACGUAACCAGCUGGGUUGCCAAGAUCAGAGAGGCCGCACAGAACGCCGACGCACGGAUGCAGGAGGAGAAGCAAAUGGAGAGGAGGAAGAAGAUCGCGGUGGAGCUGUCCGAGCUCGUGGUCUACUGCAGACCUGUCCCCUUCAACGAGGACAAGAUCGGGACAGAGAGGGCAUGUUACCGGGACAUGUCCUCCUUCCCAGAGACAAAGGCCGAGAAGUUUGCAACCCGCAGCCGAGGGAAACGCUUCCUGCAGUACAACCGCCGUCAGCUUUCCAGAGUUUAUCCCCGGGGACAGAGGCUGGACUCGUCCAACUACGACCCGCUGCCCAUGUGGCUCUGUGGCUCCCAGCUGGUCGCACUCAAUUUCCAGACCCCAGAUAAACCCAUGCAGCUGAACCAGGCCUUGUUCAUGCUUGGAGGCGCCAGCGGCUUCGUUCCCCAGCCUGAUGUCAUGAGGGACGAUGCCUUUGACCCUUUCGACAAGGACACCUUACACGUGGAGCCAAUCACCAUCCAGUUACAGGUUCUGGGGGCCCGUCAUCUGCCUAAAAAUGGCCGCAGCAUCGUCUGUCCCUUUGUGGAGGUGGAGAUCUACGGCGCGGAUUACGACAGCUGCAAGUGCAAGACCGAUGUCGUAGCUGAUAACGGUCUGAAUCCUGUGUGGGUGCAGAAGCAGUUUGUGUUUGACAUCCACAACCCCACCUUCACCUUUCUGCGCUUCACUGUCUACGAGGAGGACAUGUUCAGUGAUCCAAACUUCCUGGCACAGGCCACCUACCCCGUCCGCCUGCUACGAACAGGCUACAGGAGCAUCCCUCUGAAGAACAGCUACAGUGAAGAAAUGGAACUGGCAUCACUUCUGGUCCAUCUAGAGAUCGUCAAUGCAAAGGAGGAAGACGAUGAGAACCUGUACAUGUCCAUCCAGCGGCUGCGGGAUCGAACCAGCGAGCUGUCCAACCACGUUUCCCUCCUGGAGAGGUCGGGCUCGGGGGAUCUCAGCUACCAGCAGAGUCUGGAGGAGCUGCGAGCGGCUCAGGACCAGCUCAGCGAGCUGGUGGAGGCUCGAAACCGCAGGCUGAUGGAGAAGAAGAGGAGGGAGAAGCUAAGGCAGCAGGUGGCAGCAAAGCGCAGCUAACCCUCUGACACAAACCGUGCCCGACACACACUGCCACCGGAGCUGUGCAGCGACAGCCUGGGAAGACCACGGGCUCUCCACAGCAGCGACAUGCAAUCCGUUUAUAACUGGAAAUAAAAAAAUGUUCUUUCACAAAAUAAUGAGAGACUUUAUAGCACCACGCUGGACUAACAGCAGAACAAAAAAAGACUAAGACCUCACUAUGCUAUAAAAACAAUCAUGGACUGGUGGCUGAAACACAUUAAGAGCUAACUGGAGACGGGUUUCUUCUGAUGUUUUCAUGAAAACAGUACAGACAGAAGAAAUGAAUUUCAUGACUAGGGCUAAAAUAAUGAGUUAUUUAAUCCAUUAGUCGAGUCGGUCAUUUUUCAAGCAAAAUUACAAACAUUUGCUGCCUAGGCCUAGACAUUUUUCACUACUUUCCAACAUUAAUAAGUAAUGAAGAUGAUAGUUUGUUGCCGUUCUAAUCAUGAUGUCUUAAACACUUAAUGUAGUCAAUUGAUUGUAGUCAAUUAGCCAUUUAUCAUACGUGCAGCUGGCCAACUGCCACUACAACAAAAAAAGUCAAAAAUAAAGAUUUUAAAUCACUCGUCAAUUUUUACAACAAAAUAUUAAUACUGCAAAAUGAUUAAAAGAAAAAGAUUGAUCCUUUGAUGAUUAGGCCUGGCUGCUUCUUGACAACAUUAGAAACUGGAAGUUUUUAGUGUAGCUGUAGAUAUAACGCGCCACAGAACUAAAAUCAACAGAUGCUUUUGGAAAUUAAGUUUGAAGCUUAUCAAGUUCGCCCUUACUGUGUUUUGGUCUUUAGUUAAUAAAAAAAAAGGAUAUAAAAGGGAGAAGAAAACUCAGGUUACAUGAACGGAUGGAAUUAAAAAAAAUGUAUGAAGAUGAAAAAAGGGAGCAGUGGGCACGUGUAGCAAAAAAGUUAAUGUGUAUGUGCCUUUGAUGUAUUGCGCUUUGUAGAGUAUAAUUACUCUAGUGUUUAACAAAGAAAACUUUCUCUACAACUGGAAUAGUAAAACUACUAACAAACUGGAGGAGAAAGCCAUUCGUUUGGCUCGGACCACUACCCAUGAAAUGGGUUUACAGGGAUUUUAAGACUGGAGUCGGUUCCUUCUUAUCAAGGCCAAGUGUUUUCUGGGGGGUGAUCACAUGAACUCUGACCCCAGGUGGCGAGACGUUCCAGUUCUACCCGGGAGACCACAAACUGGACAACAAAAAAAUCCUCACCAAACCACACAGAGAAGAUCUUUUUAAAACGUCUUCAAAAAGGGCUCUAAAUAUAUCUGUACUACCUACUGAGAGGCACGAGAACAGCGAGCGGGCGGGACAGGAAGACCACAAUCGUCACAGCGCCCCUGGACGUCACCUGCACAGGGGGCUCAGUUGUGUUGGUCACAGUCGGACACACACACGACAAACAAGGGCUAUCACAGAAAACUAGCAAAUCUUUUACUUCUUCUAAAACAUGACCAGGAUCAGUUCCCAUCAUCUGGCUCUAAUAAACAGAUGUGGCUCAACUGGUCCUGGAUUUGCCAAAAAAAAACAAAAAAAAAACAGCUUCAAUCCGACCCACUGCAUGGCUUCAUAUCUAGUAACGCCCCCUCCCUACCUCCCCCUAUUUUGCUACUUCACAUUUCCAUCAUCUCCCUAUCUAAUUUCUCAUUGUAUAUAACUUAUUUAUCAUCUGUAGAUCCUGUCUUAAUAGAUAAAAGACCAUACUAGGAGAAUGAUAAUGGACUUCAGCUAGAAGAUACUGUAACUUCAUGUAGAAAUUAUUAAUAUUGUGUCCCUUUAAAUGUCCCCAUAGACACAAACCUCUCCCUUUAGCCCUACGCUGCAGUUGCACUGGGUGGGGAGGACUUCUAUGCAAAAGGUCUUCUUCUUGGUCUUUAGCUAUUGUGUAUGAGGCGAUUUGACUCAAGUUAUGUUUUCCUCUCUGUAUCUAUGCCAACUGUCCAGUAUUAUUACUCUGCAUUACAAAUCGUGCAAGUUUCCAUUUAAUAAAAUUCUUUUGUGUA
Messenger RNA from Perca fluviatilis (European perch), 6844 nucleotides. RefSeq names its product 1-phosphatidylinositol 4,5-bisphosphate phosphodiesterase gamma-1-like. The transcript is spliced from 32 exons. Gene Ontology annotation, biological process: phospholipid catabolic process; positive regulation of epithelial cell migration; phosphatidylinositol-mediated signaling. The coding region runs from base 861 to 4823 and encodes 1320 amino acids. The record is from RefSeq and is a predicted model, not a curated record. NCBI's taxonomy places the organism in Eukaryota, Metazoa, Chordata, Actinopteri, Perciformes, Percidae. Gene Ontology annotation, molecular function: phosphatidylinositol-4,5-bisphosphate phospholipase C activity; protein binding.